Molecule: messenger RNA, 3685 nt
Organism: Tyto alba (common barn owl)
Lineage: Eukaryota; Metazoa; Chordata; Aves; Strigiformes; Tytonidae
Gene: CEP89
Product: centrosomal protein 89
Exons: 19
Coding region: 91-2538 (815 amino acids)
Biological process (GO): chemical synaptic transmission; mitochondrion organization; cilium assembly
Cellular component (GO): centriole; ciliary transition fiber
Source: RefSeq, a predicted model, not a curated record
GUGUGUCGCGACCAGGGAAGCGUCCGAAGCGGGGAGAAAGUAGUCGGGAGGCGGCCGCAGAGGCGGGUCCCCCACCCGGUCCCCCACCUGAUGGCGUUUAGUUUUAGGAGAGGGCGGAGGGACCCCUUCAAACAUAUAGCUCAUGGCCUGGUCCCUGCCGCUACCAUAGCUCCUAAACCUGCAGUUCCCCGCACCCCUCCCCCUCGUAGUCCAAACCCUUCUCCAGAAAGGCCCAGAUCUGCUCUAGCAGCAGCUAUACUUGCAACAACACUAACAGGGCGCACUGUUGCUAUUCCUCAGCCUCGGCAGCGAUCACUUUCUGAAAGUGAUUCCACCUAUGUGGAACAAUUGGAACCAUAUGCGACAGUCACAGACCUCAGAAUGGGAAGGGUAAGCAACAGUGAAACAGACUGUAAACUACUCUCAACUUGCAGGCCCAACUGGAAACUUGACGAUAGUGACAGAUCUCCUGUACAGUCCCUGGAAAUAGCAGGCAAUUAUGGUGAGGAUGAGGACAUGGAUACCUACCUUUCAGAUGCUGAUAAAGAGGCAGAGUCCAGCUGUCAGAGUAAUGAGAAAAGGGGACAGAGCUUUCGCACUGAUGCUAUUUAUGCUGUUCCCUGCAAAAAUCAGAAGGAAGAAUUUCCACCAUCUCUUAAUACUAAUGCUGACAAGAAAGAGGUGCCUUCUCAUGAAACUGAGUUGCAGGUGCUGGUGGAUGAGUCAAACAAGCAAACAGAAGCAGAAGACCAACAUCUUGGUGUGAAUUUAAAGGAAGAAAAAUCACUAGCUGAAAAUCUGAUACGUGAAAAGCCUCCACCAUCCCCAGAUGUGUCUAUUCGGACAAGGCAAGCAUGGGAAAAUAUGACUAAUGAAAAGUUCAGAGAACUAAAACAAGAAAACUGGACUCUGAACAAGGCAUACCAGGCUAUGGUCCAGCAAUUUGAGGGAACAAAACAGCAAAUAGAAGAACAGCAGUUAAAGCUGAAGAGACUACAACAGGAAAAUAGAAGACUAAAAGAAGCUGCAGAGAGGUCACAUAGAGAAGAGGAGGCUACAGAAUUACUUUCUCUCAGAAAACAAGCACAAGAACUUGUAGAUGAAAAUGAUGCUUUGAAAAUGACGGUUCAUCGUUUAAAUGUAGAAUUAAGUCGCUAUCAAACUAAAUUCAGACCAUUGUCCCGAGAUGAGCAUCUAAAACUGAAAAGUUUACCCAUGAAAGGACCACCACCACCAUGGCUGUUGGAUAUGAAGUAUUUGUCACCUCUUCUGUUGGCAUUUGAAGAUAGAAUAAGAGAAAAGGAAGAUUUAAAUCUUGAACAUGAGGAGGAGAUGAAGAAUUUUAAAGUACGAGUUGAAGAGUUGGUAAAGGAGAAUGAAGACCUGCAUGAACAAUUAAAUAAAAAUAACUUUAUUACUCCUACAGAAUGGCAGCAGCUGCAAACUCAGGCCAAGCUGGUCUUGGAAGAAAACAGAUUAUUGAUGGAGCAACUCGAAAUUCAACAAGCUAAAGCAAAAGAUAGUCACAGACAACAUGUUCAAGAAGCUUCAAAAUUGACCAAACAGGUAAUAAUGUUGGAAGAUAAGAAACAGACUCAAGAAGAAGAAAUAGCAGAGUACCAGAAGCAGUUGGAAGCCUUGCGUUCUACUUGUGAAGAGCUGAAAGCUAAACUGGAUAGCAGAAUAGCAGCAGAGGAGCACUUUGCUUUGGUGAAUGAUUUAAAAAGCCAUUUACAACAGGAGCAGGAGAAAAAACGCUGUGAGGUGGAGGAUCUAAUGGGAAAGAUAACAUCACUGCAAGCUCAGAACAAGAAACUGCUUUUAGAGAAAAAUAACUUCAUGGCUGACAACAAGAUCCUGGAAACGGAGAUGGAAAUGACACAAAAGACAAACAGACGAUUAAAGAAGAAAAUAGGUCUCUUGAAACUGCAGUUGGAGGAAGCAAUGGAAAAAGAAAUUGCAGCCCAUCACUAUCUAACUAACCUUAUUGGUUUGGUGGAGAAGAUAGCUCAGGAACGUGAUCAUCUUAUUUUUUUGGCCAGAUGUUUGGAAAAUGAGAAUCAUGGUGUUCUCAAGAAAAUAGUAGAAGGCAGUCUACGCUUAGGAAGAUUGGAAGAAAAAGUUAAGGUAUAUAAAAAGAAAGCAGCUGGGAAGCUUGGAGAUAUCAGUCUCAGGAUGACUGAGCAGGAGAAGGAAUUUGCCGGGAAGGCUGCUCAGUACCAGCAGGAGAUGAAGCACCUCCAGCGUCUGCUGCAAGACAAACAGGAAACCCUCGAUGAAGUGCUGCAGCAGAAGAGGAAGGUGGAAGGGGAACUUGAAAUCAUUUGGGAAUCCACAUCCAAAGAAAACAGGAGAAUGAGAGAACUCUUACAUAAAUCCCUGGGGAGGAACGACAGGUGGAGUACUGGCACAGUUCAUGAGCCACCCUUAGAUGAAGGCCCUCAGAAGGACCUAGUUUACAGACAUGAUUUUAGCUAUUGUGAUGUGAAACCUUCGUCCCCUACUAAAAAUGAAAUUCAACAAGAUUCUCAGCAGUAAGAAUAAAGAUGUGUUAUGCAUCUCAUCCAAGAAAAGUGAACUCAGUGCCUGAACUUGACUUUUUCAACAAUACAAGAUGUAAUGGAACAUUUACCCUCUUCAAAAUUACUGUGUUUUUAAUAUCAUCAGGAUGACAACAGCAUCUUCUCCAGCUGUACUGUAAUAGUGUAAAUCUAGCCUAAGAUAUUACUUUGUGUUUUUUUAAGAAAAGACUAUUACUUGUCCUACCAUCAGUGGGAUUUUAGUAUGUACUUCAAUUACUUUCCUUUUCUCGGAACAAAAUGAGUGCAGCAACCUUGCCAGCUCAUCAAGAUAAAACUUCAACACGCUCCGUUAAGACUCUGGCUAACAAAACUAGCACUACUAUCUUGUGGUCUCCUGGGUAGUUAACAAGAGAUACAUCUUCAAAUUCUUUCCUUUUCCUGGCUUUUUCAACUUGACUAUUUUAGGACUCAGUGACUCACAAGAACAAUCAAAACAUCGCACAGUCUUAAAUAACUUAAUACAUGAAUUUGUUGGGGUUUUGGGGAGAGGUCUGUUGCUAAACCAGUCAUGUCUCCUGCCUUCCUUGAAACUGAAAAAACUAAAUUUGAAACAGAAGAUCUGAAAUGCCUAUUCAGACAAGUCAUACAUUGUCAAUACAUACAGACAUACCCACUCCCCUCGUUUCCAUACAAUCUCCAAUCUGCAUGUGUGCUUACAAUGGUCCUGAAAGAACACCAAACGAACACGGCUAUACCCACAUUGUUCUCCAUGUUUUUGAAGGCAGGUUUUGAAAAUGAAGUCCUUCAUGUUGUUUUUUCCCAGAUAAGCAUCUUGAGUAUGCAAAUACAACCUUGGAACUGCAUACGUAAAUGAUUUACAUAUUAUUCUCAUCCAUUUUUAAUUGCUCUUUUGAAUAUGUCUCAAGAUUUUGUAAAAAUAAACAACUGCACAGGGAAAAAGCUAUCUUAUCAGUAAUUUCUUUUUCAAAACUCUUUCAGUAUUGGCCUAACUCUUCCUCCACUGAAGUAAACGGGGAAUGUCUUAGAAUUACCCUUCUGCCACAUCUGAUUCCCAUUUUCACAGCUCUCAUUUUAAGAGUAGGUUUUAAUAUAUGGUUCAAAGGACAGCACCAUGACAGUGACACUAACAUUACGUUCAGAAA